UCUCCAACGGAGACCAUGGGCAAGAUUACUUUUUACGAGGACAGGAACUUCCAAGGUCGUAGUUAUGAGUGCAGCAAUGACUGCACAGACCUGCACUCCUACUUCAGCCGCUGUAACUCCAUCAGGGUGGAGAGUGGCUGUUUUAUGAUCUAUGAGCGCCCCAACUACAUGGGCCACCAGUAUUACAUGAGAAGGGGAGAAUAUCCUGAUUAUCAGCGGUGGAUGGGCUUCAGUAGCUGUAUCCGAUCAUGCCGUAUGAUUCCAAUGUACCGGGGUUCAUAUAGGAUGCGAAUCUACGAGAAGGCCGACUUCAGCGGUCACAUGAUGGAGUUCAUGGAUGACUGUCCCUGUGUGUCUGAUCGUUUCCACCACCGCCACGUCUACUCCUGUAAUAUCAUGAACGGCUUCUGGAUCUUCUACGAGUAUCCCAACUACCGGGGUCGACAGUACUUCCUGAGAACAGGAGAGUACAGGAGAUACCGUGAAUGGUGCGCCACCUGCGCCAUUGUAGGCUCCUUUAGACGCGUCACUGACUUUUAUUCAAAGCACAAGCUGAUCCACUGUCAACCACCAACCACCAACAUGGGCAAGAUUAUCUUCUACGAGGAGAGGAACUUCCAGGGCCGCAACUAUGAGUGCAUGAGCGACUGCCCUGACAUGUCCCCCUACAUGUCCCGCUGCCAGUCCUGCAGGGUUGAGAGCGGCUGCUUCAUGGUGUAUGAGCGCAACAACUUCAUGGGCCAGCAGUUCUUCAUGAGGAGGGGAGAGUACCCUGACAUGCAGCGCAUGAUGAGCAUGGGCAUGAUGUUCGACAACAUCAGGUCCUGCAGAAUGAUCCCCAUGCACAGAGGAUCCUUCAAGAUGAGGAUCUACGAGAGGGAGAACUUCGGAGGUCAGAUGCACGAGAUGAUGGACGACUGUGACUCCAUCCAGGAGCGUUACCGCAUGUCCGACUGCCAGUCCUGCAACGUGAUGGAUGGCCACUGGCUGAUGUACGAGCAGCCCCACUUCAGAGGAAGGAUGAUGUACAUGAGGCCUGGAGAGUACAAGAACUUCAGGGAGAUGAGCAUGGGCAUGAGCCAGGGAUCCAUGAGAUUCAUGAGCAUGAAGCGUAUCAAUGAUAUGUGCAAUUAAAUGUCUUUAAUUGUUCAUGGUAAUAAAAUAAUUGAAGAUCUUUCAUAA
Oncorhynchus nerka (sockeye salmon) is the source of this 1182-nucleotide messenger RNA. RefSeq names its product beta/gamma crystallin domain-containing protein 2-like. NCBI's taxonomy places the organism in Eukaryota, Metazoa, Chordata, Actinopteri, Salmoniformes, Salmonidae. The transcript is spliced from 7 exons. Gene Ontology annotation, molecular function: structural constituent of eye lens. Bases 16 to 1134 code for a protein of 372 amino acids. Gene Ontology annotation, biological process: visual perception; lens development in camera-type eye. The record is from RefSeq and is a predicted model, not a curated record.